CAGAGGUGCAAGCUGAAGUACAGGAAAACACAAGCUGGUUGCUGCAGCUGAAGAGAUGGGCAAUGAAUCUGCUACAGCUGCUGUUAAUACAACAUGUUUGUUCGAUGAGGAGUUCCUGGUAACGGUGAUGCCUCCAGCACUUGCAAUCUUCUUCAUUUUAGCUGCAAGCUUCAAUAGUUUCUCUCUGUGGAUCUUGUGCUUUCGUAUAAAACAAAAGACUCCCAUUGAUUUUUUGAUGCUCAAUCUGUGCAUGGGUGAUCUGCUAUUUUCACUCACCUAUCCCCUUUUGAUCACUUACUACAGUAAUGACAACCAUUGGGUAUUUGGAAACUUUAUGUGCAAACUCCAAGCAUUCUCCAUCUCUUCCAGUGCUUUGGCAAGUGUCUUUUUCCUGGCGUGCAUCAGCAGCUACCGGUGUUACAUGAUCAUCAAACCUAUGCAGUCUCAAAAGAGAAUUACCAAGAAAUGUACCAUCAUCCUCAGUGUGAUAAUCUGGUUGCUAACUUGUGGUGUCAUAAGUCCAACUUUUUUUAUAAUCAGCAUUUUUGAACUGAACGGAAAAUUGCACUGCAUGAGCUUUAAUGAAGAAAGUAUAACAGCCAAUUUAUUACCAUCAACCAUUAUACUCUUUGUUUUGGGUUUUAUGAUUCCAUUUGGAUCUCAGCUAGUGUCAACAAUGUUAAUCCGAAGGGAGUUGGCCAAUUCUAAACUUACAUCUCAAUCACAACAAAGGGGCCAGCAUGCUAUCAGGAUGAUGGAAGUGGUUUUAUUUAUCUUCCUUUUCUGUUUUUUCCCUCCAGUUAUGACACGUUUUUUGAUUGCUACUGUGGAUCGCAACAACUGCUCACUCUUCCAAAAACUUGGCAUUGCUUACUACUCAAGCCUUCUCUGCCUUUAUCUCAAUGGUGUUCUGAAUCCAAUUGUCUAUUACUACGCUGGCACGAAAUAUAGAUCAAAGUUCAAUGAAAUCAUGAAAACCUGGAAAUAUUUUAGUAAGCCUAUGCCAGUCAGUAGCAACCAGAGUGUAAAUGAAACAAAGCAGUGAUACAUGUCUGUUAGCAACAAUGAAUGUUGAACGCUGGGAUGACAACUUAUCCCAGUAAACUUUGCAGCAGCAUCAAGAUUGACUCACUUUUGACUUCUCUGUUAUAACAGAAGUGAGUCAUAUGUGUUAAGAGUGCAUUGAACUUCUACAUCUGCAUGCCCAUCCAAUCGAUAAAUGUUACUUUGAAUAAUCAUUGUUCUUUACUCAAACUGCAAAAGUUUAUGACUGCCCUAUGUAAUAAAUUCUGCGUCAGACAUCCUUCCAGUCUUUUUAGUAUUACCAAUUUCUACAUCAGCCGUUUCCUCAUCCUUUAUAACUGUGGUUUCUCUUUAUUGCUGCAACAUUUGGUCAUUCAGUAGUGUAAUCCAAGGCUUGUAACACAGCUUCUUGGCUGGUCUGGAUUAUGUAAUCCUUUACAUGCAUUUCUUCCAUUUUCCAGAAGACAGAUUGAUGCAAACCGACGACAUUCAGUGGUCUUUGCUGUGAAUACCACUUGCCAGACCAACAUUUAAUAUCAAUCUAUAACUGAAGGUGGAAGUCAGAAGCAUUCUUGAACUACUACAGUCCUUGAAUGUAGGGGUACUUACAUUUCUGUUAGGAAGUGAGCUCCAAGAUCCAGCAAAAGUAGAGUAUUGAUAAAGUUCCAAGUCAGGAUGGUGUGUGGCUAGGAGGGCAACGUACAAGUGAUGGUGUUCCCAUUGAUCUGCUGCCCUUGUCCUUCUAGGUGAUAGAGGCCACAGGAGUGGAAGCUGCUGUCAAAAGGAGGUUUGGUGAGUUGCUGCAAUGCAUCUUGUACACACUGCUGUCUGUGGGUCAUUGGUGGAAGGAGUGAAUGUUUAAGAUGCUGGAGUUGACACCAUGGAUGGGGCGGUGCGGAAAAAUUAAUCAACUACCACUUAAGAUAUUUUACUUAAAAAUCAUGUUUCCAGAAACACUAUUGCAUUAGAAACUACCAAAAAAAAAUUGCCAAGCCAUGAAAGGAAAUACUAUGGCAAACAGGCAAAGAUUUGGUAAAAAGAUUAGAUCUAAAGGAGCAUCUUAAAGGAGAAAGGAGAUGUGGAGAGGUUUAGGAACAAGAUUUUAGAGCUUGAAGCUUUGACAGCUGAAGGCAUGUGAAGGAAGGUGACGAAGGAUGUUGUAUGAGGGUGGAGAAAAUUAUAGGAAUAGGGUGGAGCCAAACCUGAGGCAUUUCCAACAACUCAAAAUCUUAAAAUUGAAAGCCUCAAGUAAGUUGUUAAAAAGGACAGCAGUAUAUUAAAUGAACUGAAGUUUCUGGAGUGCGUCCAAAUAAUCAAGUCCAGAGUUUAAAAAAGGGAUGGGUGAGGGUUUCAGCGACAGAUAAGCUUUAGAGGGGGCAGCGGGUCGAUGGUACGGAGGGGCAAAAAGGGGCAAUCUUUGAGAUAACAUAGAUAUAGGCUCGGGACCUUAUUUGGAAGAUCAUGAACAGAUUGGCUCAGACUUGAGUAAAAGGGAGAGGAAAAGUCACCAUUGUCCCAGAUGACUACAGAGAGAAUUGAUAAUAGUGUAUUCCAAAGGUUGUAACACAACUCCCAUCACGGAGAGAGGGAGAGGGAGAGGGAGAGGGAGAGGGAGAAAAAACUGGUGGUGGUUUAACAUUAGUCAUCACAUCUCAAGUAAGGGAAGAUGUUGAGUAGGUGAGUCCUUCAUUGUAACCUCAGAUGGUGAGGACCUGAACCUAUGUUGUUGGCAUCGCACUGCAUCGCUGUCCCGCCAACUGAGCGAAAUAAUUUGUGCUCAGGGACAGGAAGAGAGUUAGUGGCAAAGGAAUAGUUUGUGGUGAGGAUCAAAGGCAACAGCUUAUGCCUUUCAAUUGAAGGGAAAUAGUUUCUGAAUACUGGACAAGCCAUCUAACAAUUUAAGAGAUAGUUGACAGGUGCUGAAAGACAGUGGUGAAGUAGAGCUGGGUUCUGCCAAUAAUAAUAUGAAAAGCAGUGUUUUAUUUAGAACCUCACUGACCUUUCAUUUUUUUUAAUGUUAUCAAUGUUGAUUUGGAGCUGUGGGCUAAAAUUACAUUUGGGUUUUGGGACUAACCCUACCCCUAUCACAGGAAAAGGCCAAACAAGAUUUGUUUGUAAGGCUAAGCCUGCAAGUUAAUUGCAGGUUGACUCUUGGUUAAAAAUGUUCUUACAGACGCAACCACUCCAGGAUUAGCAUUGUGUCUAAAUAGAUAGCAGAAGUUGACUACUAACAGACAGUACCUAGGGAUUGGUUCUGGCAAGUCUGGCAGAAACCCUAUCUUCAAACAUCAGGUAAAUGUUAAAUGGCAAAUGAGGCCUCAGCAAAAGGCGAUCAGGGUGGGGCUACAUUUGAAGUGUUUAACUUCUAUAUUUUUCAAGGAGAAAGGUUUCGCAUCUGAUAGCACAAUAUGAAGACUUUGAAAACUCCCUGCUUAACUCCCAUCACAGGUUUUCAGAAACCUAGAGAGUAGAAAGCUGAGUUAUAAGCAUUACUACCAGGUCUCAAGUGAACUAAAAAGGUGACUCUGAUUGACGUCUUAAGAAACCAAGGAGUCCACAUUUACACCUGUGAAACGAUGCAUCAUGAAAACCAUUUAAGUAAUCUGGCCAGUUAUGUUAUUUUCUUUUACAUAUGCUUUAAGUGUGCUUGUUUGUCUGUUUUUUGUAUGACUGAGUGCUGAAAACAAAUGUUUUGGGUUUACAGCAUAGACAUAAAAUGACUUGUUUAA
This is a messenger RNA of Stegostoma tigrinum, 3752 nucleotides long. RefSeq names its product hydroxycarboxylic acid receptor 2-like. The record is from RefSeq and is a predicted model, not a curated record. Gene Ontology annotation, cellular component: plasma membrane. Gene Ontology annotation, molecular function: thrombin-activated receptor activity. Gene Ontology annotation, biological process: blood coagulation; thrombin-activated receptor signaling pathway. The transcript has 2 exons. Bases 56 to 1045 code for a protein of 329 amino acids. Lineage: Eukaryota; Metazoa; Chordata; Chondrichthyes; Orectolobiformes; Stegostomatidae.